AUGGACGCGCACGAGUCCCGUUUACCAUCGCAUAGGCGAGCUCCUUAUCUUUCCCUUAUGCUUGACAAUGGCUGGGUGGACCAAGAUAUUAUCAACCAUCGAUACCCGGGUUCCGGAACGGAUGAGGACCCUUUCAUCAUUGGGUGGACGCACAAUGAUCCUCGGGACCCGAUGCAAUUCAGUCAGGCUGUAAGAUGGGCAUGGACAGGUCUGGUGUCUCUGGCAACAUUCACAGUUGCUCUUGCUACGAGUGCUUAUACCGCCCCUUCGAGACAAGUCAUGGCGACUUUUUCUGCGACCAAACUUGUAUUUGAGCUCGGGCUGUCUGCUUUUAUAUUGGGAUUCGCGUACCUCGCCUUUACGUUGUUGACUGCAGGAUGUGCUGCAGCCCCCACAAUUCAAGGCCUCGUGAUUAUGCGGUUCCUCGCUGGUGCUUUCGGCUCGUCGCCCUUGACAAUUGCUGGCGGAAUCCUCGCGGACAUCUGGCCCAACGAACAGCGUGGAUUGGCUAUGAUCUUUUUCUCCUCGGCACCACUUUUCGGUCCGUCCCUAGGUCCCGUCAUUGGUGGGUUCAUAGGGGAGGCGGCCGGGUGGAGAUGGGUGCAAGGCUUCCUUGCCAUUUUGGGGGGCAUCUGCUGCUUGUCCAUGACGAUGAUCAUUCCCGAAACGUUUGCUCCCACACUUCUGAGCCGACGGGCCGAGCGCAUCUCGCGGAUACAAGGCCAGAUCUACAUUUCGAAACUCGCCAAGGAUCGCCGGGGAAAAGCCCUCCGGGAGUCAAUCAAGGAGGCUUUGGUCCGACCUUGGGUGCUGCUUUUUUACGAGCCCAUCGUUUUGCUGCUGACCAUUUACAUGGCAAUUCUCUACGGCACGCUGUAUCUCUUCUUUGCUGCGUUUCCCAUUGUCUAUCAAGAGCACCGAGGCUGGAGCCAAGACAUUGGCGGCUUGGCAUUCCUUGGCCUUGCCGCCGGUAUCGCCUUCGGUAUUCUUGUCGCCCUCUACGUAACCAUUCGUUCCACAAGACCUAGCAAACACAACAGUGAUGAGGCAUGGAACCCGGAAGUCCGCCUCCCCAUGUCCUUGGUAGGCUGUGUUGCUAUUCCGCUUGGCCUAUUUUGGUUUGCCUGGACAAAUGACCCUUCCCUUCACUGGCUCAUCUCUGUUGCCGCCCAGGUGCCAUUUGGUUUCGGAUUUGUCCUCGUCUAUAUCUCUAUUCAGAACUAUCUAGUAGAUGCAUAUACCAUCUAUUCUGCCAGCGUUCUUGCCGCGAAUGCUAUGCUGAGGUCAAUUUUCGGCGCGACUUUCCCGUUGUUUACCAGUGAUUAUUGCUAA
Messenger RNA from Fusarium coffeatum, 1332 nucleotides. RefSeq lists its product as uncharacterized. NCBI's taxonomy places the organism in Eukaryota, Fungi, Ascomycota, Sordariomycetes, Hypocreales, Nectriaceae. Gene Ontology annotation, molecular function: transmembrane transporter activity. The record is from RefSeq and is a predicted model, not a curated record. The transcript has 6 exons. Gene Ontology annotation, biological process: transmembrane transport. Bases 1 to 1332 code for a protein of 443 amino acids.